Molecule: messenger RNA, 2798 nt
Organism: Nematolebias whitei (Rio pearlfish)
Lineage: Eukaryota; Metazoa; Chordata; Actinopteri; Cyprinodontiformes; Rivulidae
Gene: slitrk6
Product: SLIT and NTRK-like family, member 6
Exons: 2
Coding region: 153-2669 (838 amino acids)
Biological process (GO): axonogenesis; positive regulation of synapse assembly; regulation of presynapse assembly
Cellular component (GO): membrane
Molecular function (GO): protein binding
Source: RefSeq, a predicted model, not a curated record
UUUUUUUUUUUCUCUUCACCGAAUCCUGGACAGGAGAGAAACUAAAGUGCUCGUCUCCUCCGCGUUCAAUCAUAAUAAAUAAUAAUAAUGGACCCGUGACAUUUGGACUACCCUUCCUCCUCCAUCCGUUUUAAUCGAUAUCCAAGACCGACAUGCAGCCCAGUAUCAUUUUCAUCAGCUUGUUUCUCACUGCAGCUCGAUCCCAAGAUAUCCAUCCCUUAAAGCCAUCAUCCUCGAUCAGCGAGUCUUGUGACUCCUUGUGCUCCUGUGAGGCGAAAGAUGGCAUCCUUCAUCUGAACUGCGAGCAGAGGAACAUCAGCAAAAUCUCCCAAAUCACAGUCCCGUCAGGUGUCCCCUUCCAUCUGAACCUUUACAAAAAUGACUUGGUCGAGCUCCGUGUCGAAGAAAUGGAGGGGCUUAAGAAUGCCCUUUCUCUGCACAUUGGAGGUAAUAGCAUACAAGAGCUGGAGCCAGGGGUCUUUAGCGCUCUUGGUUCACUGAAAAAGCUCCACAUAAAUAGCAAUUUUCUUGUCACGCUGAAAGAGGACACUUUUCAAGGCUUGGUGAAUUUAGAGUUUCUCCAGGCUGACACGAAUUUCAUUCGGGUCAUCGAACCGGGGGCCUUCAACAAACUGAUCCGACUCAAAGUCCUGAUUCUCAACGACAAUUCCAUUGAGUUUUUACCCAACAACAUUUUCCGCUUUGUGCCCCUCACGCACCUGGACCUGAGGGGCAACAAGCUCCAGACGCUGCCUUACGUGGGGUUUUUGGAGCACAUAGGGCGGAUAAUGGAGCUGCUCCUGGAGGACAAUGACUGGGUUUGUGACUGUGACAUUUUACAUUUGAAGAUCUGGAUGGAGAACAUGAGGGCGCAGUCCGUCAUCGGAGACGUGGUAUGCAGCUCGCCGACGCACCUUAAGGGGACCACUCUGGCUAAAGUGAAGCGGGAUGUUCUGUGCCCGUCCCACGCCGACAUUAACUUGGAGGAACCGUCAAAGUCACUGGAUAUGGUUGUUACUCAAAUUCCCAAGCUGAUCAAUGUGGAAAAUGACGCCAGGGUGCCGACUCCAUCUUACAACUCUGGCAGUCCCUGUGUGGAGCACUGCUCUUGUCACAAUCACCCCGUGGCCAAGUUUCUAAUGCACUGUCAGGACCGAGGAAUUCAAAAGGUAUCUGAUAUUGGAAUACUUCAAGAAAGCCCCACCAAACUAGUCAUGACAGGAAAUAUGAUUCAGAAACUCCUUAAAUACGAUUUUGUCACAUAUGACGGUUUGGAACUGCUCAACUUGGCGAACAACAGAAUCGAUUACAUCGACAAUGAAACUUUCCUCAGCCUGAGCAGUUUAAAGAGACUGUACUUGAAUGGCAACCGGAUAGAAAAGCUGUUCUCCACGAUGUUCGUGGGACUCCACAACCUUGAAUUUCUGUAUCUGGAGUAUAAUGUCAUCAAAGAGAUCGCCCCGGGCACGUUCAAUCCCCUGCCAAACCUCAAGCUGCUGUCAAUAAAUAACAACCUGCUGAGCUCUCUUCCAGCUCAGAUAUUCCGCAACGUGCCCCUCACCAAAUUAAACCUGAGAAAAAACUUGCUCAUGCACCUGCCAGUGAGCAACGUGCUCGAUCAGCUCGACUCGCUGGAGCAGAUCUAUUUAGAGGAGAACCCCUGGGACUGCAGCUGUGACUUGCUCAGCCUCAAACAAUGGCUGGAGAAGCUGAGGAAGGACACGGUGGUGGGCUCCGUUCUGUGUCACACUCCAAAGAAAGUGAUGCAGCUCGAGCUGAGAAGCCUGCAUCAUGAGACGCUUUGUCCCGGUUUAGGGACCUACCACCCAGUGCCUCAAGGCGGGGAAGAGAGCGUAACAGCCACAUUAGAGCCCAGCAACAAGAGCAUUUUCAUCUCGCUCACCGACACCAUCCCGCUCUCCGUGCUCAUAUUAAGCCUUCUCAUUUUCGUCCUCAUGAUUAUAUUUUGCUCGGCCGGAUUGGUGGUGUUCAUGGUGCAUCGGCGGCGGCGGAGGGCGAAGAAAAAAGCAGCAGAGGAGGCGCCUCGAGAAAACACCAGCAGUUCUCCCAUUCACUUACACUACAGCAUGUACGGGCAGAAAACCACACACCACACUGUGACGCAAAGAACCGGGCCCGCCACUUUGUACGACGACAGAUCCCACAGCCCCAUCGUGCAGAUCUGCCGCAACCCCACCUACUGCUCCCAGCACAAGGGCCACGACUCAAACCUGGAUUACAGCCUGGAAGAUCCCAGCGCCAAUCACCACCUCUUCCGGAGCCUCACGGAGAAGGAAAACACGUCGCCUCUAACCGGGAACCCCAGCUCAAAGUUCAGAACCAUACCCGAAGAGUGUCCCGCGGAGUUCGUCACUCUCGGGACGCCCAGCUCCUUGUACCGGAACAUUCUGGAGAGGGAGAAGGAGCUGCAACAGCAGCUCGGAAUAACGGAGUACUUCAGAAAAAACAUGCCCCAGCUCCAGCCCGCCGUCGACAUGCAGGUCCCCGGGCACCCGAAGGAGCUGAAGCUAAUGGAGACAAUAAUGUACACGCGACCGCGCAAGGUCAUGCUUGAGCAAACUAAGAACGAGUACUUUGAGCUUAAAGCUAACCUCCACACCGAGCCGGACUACUUGGAGGUGCUGGAACAUCAAACUGCAUUUAACUGAAGUAGUAAAGACUUUUAUCAUGUUCAAACCAAGUGCCUUACCCUGUUUGCCCUCUUGUACUUUCCACAGUGUGAAAUGUUGAAAUAUAUAAAAAAUAAAUGCAUACCGGGCACAUUUUUUAAAAUCGUA